AUGUACGGGGAGUGGGCAGGGCCUAGGAUGCUGUCUUUGGAGGAGGGUGCCGUGGCCGGCACCGCGCUCUCGGCGACGACGCUGCUGUGGGCCAGGAGCACAGGGAAACCACCUGAACCGCAGCCACAACUUGUGUAUCAGGAUACCUCGGGAAAUCUGAAAGGCGUGGCUUGGAGGCCUGGCUGGCCAUCCGAAGGUGUCGGUACUUUGAUAGACGACACGAAGUUCUCUGCCGCAGGCGAGAGUUCAAUUGCCGGGUUCGCACCGAGUUUCUACAUCCAGCAAAGCAAUGGCUCUGUGUCGGAAACGACCCUACACGGGACAUACACGGACCUGAAGGCGCUCCCCAUCACACCCGCUACAGAGACGCCGCUGCUGGCCCUUCCACGGACAAAGGGCCACUCCGGCAAUGAGUUGCGGCUGUUCUUCAGGAGGGAGACGGACGGACAGAUAGCCGUGUUCGAGCGAUCACCCGAUUCCGUCGCGGUGUACGAUACAGACGAGGAGCCUGCGUUGCCGUUUGGAACCGUCGGCGAGAACAGCAAUAUUGCUGGCUUCGCGACGGCGCGAUCCGUGGGAACAAGCGAUCUAAACACAAUGAUACUGUUGCAGGAUGUUCCCGGUGGAGACAUAACAUACACGUGGAGUGGUACUUCGUCAGGAUGGGAGGACACAGCGACAGAUCCUGUAUUUGAUGGAGCUGACGCAGGCGGAUUGGCAUGUCUAACAGCUGCGACGACAUGGGAUGGCUAUGGAGUUAAGCCGCUGGAGGUUUCCGAUAAUAUGAAUAAGUGCUAUUUUGUUGUCAGGGGCAGAAUCAAGGAGGUCUGGUGGGAUGGAACCAGCUGGACGGACAAAGGUUUCAUCUGA
This is a messenger RNA of Diaporthe batatas, 870 nucleotides long. RefSeq lists its product as uncharacterized. The transcript has 2 exons. The coding region runs from base 1 to 870 and encodes 289 amino acids. NCBI's taxonomy places the organism in Eukaryota, Fungi, Ascomycota, Sordariomycetes, Diaporthales, Diaporthaceae. The record is from RefSeq and is a predicted model, not a curated record.